AUGAGUGCACAUCGAGGUUCGUACGACCCAAAUAACCCAGUUCUGCUACAGAAUACGAUACGUCCUGUAUCCAUAAAAAAUAUGGACGGUAAAUCUCCACGAUAUAAUCAGCGUCCCGACAGUGUUGGUGGAUCUCUUGGAAUUGACAGGGAGAACAAAGAUCAGGAGUGCUGCUUUGUUCUUCUUUUGAAGAUCGAAAAUUUCAAAGAGUACUUAGCUGAAAUUAGUUGUUGUGCUUGGUUAAAUAAUAUACCACUGGUUGCCUUUCUAGUUGGUAUUCUGAUCCUUCUGGCUGUUUUAAUCAUCUCGCCGUUCCUAAUUGUUUCGCUCAUCAUACGCGGCUAUUCGUCGAUAUCCUUGAAUGACAGCCAAGCAGUGGAGAUCAUUAGGGCACAAUCGAGCUGGCCUAGUGCAGAUAUAUCAUUACACAUUAGAUCCCUGAAAUCGAUGAUUCCUCCGAACGUUACGUUAUGCAGGGGAUAUGGGUUUUCAUGCACAAAUUUGCCGAGCCUCAUCAUUGGGACAUUGCAACGUUGUGAUGGUGUAGAAGACUGCCCAGACGGAAGCGAUGAAAUCGGAUGCAAAUUAUGUCAUACGACGGUCAACUGUUCCAGUUCAAUACACGGAGUUAUCUCAUCGAGACAUUCGAUGUGUUUACGGGGUUACCGUUUAUGUGAUGGAAAUGUUGACUGUCUAGAUGGUUCUGACGAGGAGCAUUAUUGCAGAAAAGAAUGCUCAAAAUACGAAGAACGAUGCGGUAAAACAGGUAUAUGUUUGGCCCAGGAACAGAUGUGUGAUGGUGACGUGCAAUGCAAGUACGGCGAAGAUGAAAAGAAUUGUAAUGGUAAAUGUCACGGAGGCGCAUUAUGGUGUGAAGGCAAAAAAAAGUGCAUACCCAAGUGGCAAAUUUGCAAUGGCAUUCAAAAUUGCCCAGAUGGCAAGGAUGAAAUGGAUUGCACGUGCAGAGAGUGUUCAGGUAUUGGGAAGGCAUUAUGUAACAACAGCAAUGUCUGCAUUGAACGUUCGAAGGUUUGUGAUGGUAAUGAGGAUUGUCCUGGUGGAGACGAUGAAAUUAACUGUCCGGGAAGUUGUGCACAUAUCCCAAAAGAGGAUUUUAUCCGAUGCCGAGAUGGUAUACUAUACCAUAAGAAGUAUGCUUGCAGUGGAAUAUUGAGUGAAUGUGAAGGGAAGUGUAGUGAAUGUUUCAAAGAGAUGGCAUUCACUUGCAACAAUCAUAAGUGCAUCAAAAGGAGUUUGGUAUGUGAUGGCCUGGACGACUGUGGCGACUAUUCCGAUGAAACGAACUGCAACUGCAGUAUUAUGAAACGUGUAGGAGAAACAAUGCAAUGCAAAGUAUAUACUCGUGGGGAGACGACUAAGUGCAUUUUGUUUUCGCAACGGUGUGAUGGUUAUGAGGAUUGUCCUGAUGGUGAAGAUGAGAGAAACUGUGAAAAAUGCAUUAAUCCAAAUGCUGUUUAUUGUGAACCGACGAAAACUUGCUUGGUGAGCACGAAGCGCUGUGAUGGUGUUAGUGACUGUCCCGAUAAUAAUGACGAACAAAGGUGUAGUUGUGCAGAAUGUCAGAAACAUGGGUUCCCAAUAUAUAUGUGUACAAAUGCAGCUAAAUGCUUCAGACGACAUGAAGUCUGUAAUCCCUAUACUCAGUGUCCCAAUGCUUCAGAAGUGGACAAGCUGUUUUGUGCCAGUCAAGCUCGACAAAACGCUUUCUUCGCUGUAAAAAAGGUGUGA
Messenger RNA from Brugia malayi, 1749 nucleotides. RefSeq lists its product as uncharacterized. Gene Ontology annotation, molecular function: protein binding. Lineage: Eukaryota; Metazoa; Nematoda; Chromadorea; Rhabditida; Onchocercidae. The transcript is spliced from 12 exons. Gene Ontology annotation, cellular component: plasma membrane. The record is from RefSeq and is a predicted model, not a curated record. Bases 1 to 1749 code for a protein of 582 amino acids.